This is a messenger RNA of Actinia tenebrosa (Australian red waratah sea anemone), 1334 nucleotides long. Its product is annotated as uridylate-specific endoribonuclease B. Lineage: Eukaryota; Metazoa; Cnidaria; Anthozoa; Actiniaria; Actiniidae. Gene Ontology annotation, molecular function: RNA endonuclease activity. The record is from RefSeq and is a predicted model, not a curated record.
UCUUCGAUGCCACUUUGUGUUUUCAAAGCUUUUCUAAGGCUUUCGAGACUUAGGAGAGGUAAAAAAAACUUAAAAACUAGCCAAAUACUGUCAAAAAUUAAUCCUCUCUGUUGCCCUAGAAGACGCUGGGAUUAUCUUAAUAACGGACGAUAGUAUAUAAAUAACGACUUCAAGCCGAGAGAGAGCAUCUUCAUCAUUUACACAGGCGGUUCGAUCAUGGCUAAGAUUUGUUCAAUCCUGGUCAUUUUUGGGGGACUUUUGGGAUGUUUCAGCGUCAGAUUCGUGGACGGUUCUCAUGACAUUGGAUCAAUAUGCCAGACACUUUGGAACGCAGAUAACAACAGUCUCGUUAACGGGGUGGACUUCCAACUGAACCUGCAGAAACAGUUACGGUAUUCUAACCGAUAUGAUAUGGCCAGCAGAAAACUGUUUCUUCGCGUGAAUGAACAGAAGCUGAAAUCCCCUACGUUUGUAGCAUUCAAAGCUCUGCUUGAUAACUACGUCAGGAAGACUGGAAUCACCGAGUCGUCGUCAAGCCAGGAAAAAUCAGAAAUUUCCAGAUUUCUUACAGUCAUCAUGGGUACCAAACCGAUCAAGGCACUUCACAAGUACUUGGUUUUACGAAGAAAGGCGCCAACCAGUGAGUCUUCAUUCAAACACACCCUCAAAGUUAUGUGGUUCUACUUUUACCGUCGCAAAGCCUAUCGGGAUUCAUCAGGAUUCGAACACGUGUUUCUGGGUGAAAUUAAAACGAAAAAACGCGCCACAAAAACAUCUGGAUUCCACAACUGGCUUCAGUUUUACUUGGAAGAAAAGCAAAAUUCUGUAAAUUAUUAUGGUUUUUUCAGAGUCAAGAAAAACACGGCGCCUGUUCAGGUGAAACUGCAACUUUCUUGGCAUAACUAUCUGAAACCCGUGACAAGUUUCUUUCUCGGCACCAGUCCCGAGUUCGAGAUCGGUCUCUACACGGCUUGUUUUGUCCUAAGACCCAAUCGCAGGUGUACUUGUGCUGUCAAUGGUCAGACGAUAGCAAUUCAGAGCUAUACUUACUCCAAGAAAUAUGUUGGGUCAGCCUACCCCAUUGUUUAAGGAAAUAUCCUCAAGCGUUAGAGCGAUUCCAUUUAACACUUAUCUUGAAGUCUAUUUCAAAUUUGACAAAAUUUUGACCCCUAAUUCCUUUCGGUCAUGUUAUGAUCUAUCUCACAUCUUCCUUGUCUUCUACCAUCUUUUUAGAAUUACGUGUAAACGAACUAGAGUAGAAUCGCUUAUCAUAUUGACAAGUUAAUUGAACACGCUAGAAUCUGUCUAGAAAAUAAAGACCUAUCAAAAAGAAA